CACAAAACUUGCAAAACUCCUCUCGCCUGUUUGGCUUAAUUCAAAACUUCAAUAUAGACCACUACAAUUCUUAAAGAGAGGAAGAAACAAGAUGGCAUACACAGAUAUCCAGAUGUUCAUGGAAAAGUUGAAGCAGCUGAUGUACUGCAAUGAUAUUCCAGUUAUCAACAACCCAUCAAUCUUAUGUGAAAGGCCUCAAUUCCAACUUCUUUAUGAAGAGCUUGGCUCCGUGAUCAAAAUCCUUUUCAACCACGAAGACCAAGAUCUACACAACUUUGAAGAAGUGAGAAAACUGAAGAAAAGAUUCAAAGCUGCAGCGGAAGAGGCAGAAGGUAUCGUUGAUAUGUUUCUAUCCGCUGUCCACUGUAGAAAUAAUGGAUAUUCCCCUAGAUCUGAUGUCUUUCAGACCUCUCUCCACCUUGAGGUUGUUAUGAGAUCAAUCGAGUCUAUCAAGAUAGAGUUCAUGACUUUGAGCAUCAAUAAAAUGAAGAUGGACUCCUCUCUGAAAACAGACAGACUGCAAACACAAUCUUCUGGAACUUCCCACACUAGAAAUUCAAGGGGUUCAAAGAACUUAUUGGAAAAAGUCGUUGUGGGGUUUGAUCGUGAUGUUGAGAUAAUACGGGACAAACUUGUUGAAGAUGGGAAGCAUCUGGAUGUGGUCUCUAUUGUUGGUAUGGGUGGGAUUGGUAAGACUACCCUUGCUAACAAAGUGUUCACCGAUCGUUUUCUUGUGUAUCAUUUUUAUGUCCGUGGAUGGGUCACUGUUUCACAAACAUAUAACAGGCGGGAUCUGUUGAUUCAAGUUCUGUCAUCCAUAGAUAAAGAAUUAGAGCUUGAAGAAGCAACGGACUCUCAACUUCGUAAAAUGUUGCACAGGAGCCUAUACUGUAAUAGAUACUUAAUUGUCAUUGAUGAUAUCUGGAGUACAGAGGCAUGGGAUGAGUUGAUGUUGUUUUUCCCUGACCAUAACACUAGAAGUCGAAUUCUGCUUACUAGUCGACUCACUGAAGUUGCUGCACAUGCAAAAUCACAUGGACUCAUUCAUCAUUUACAACAUUUGACAGAAGAAGAAAGUUGGAAGUUGCUGUGUCAGAAGGUGUUCCAAGGAAACGAGUGCCCGGAAUGGUUGAUUGAACCUGGAAUGCAAAUUGCAAAAAACUGUCAUGGAUUGCCGCUUUCUGUGGUUGUGAUGGCAGGAGUUCUAGCAAAAGAACCAAGGAGUAGAGAUUCAUGGGUAGAAAUUUCUUGCAGUGUCAAUUCGUACAUUGCUAGUGACGAGAAAGGAUGCCUGGAAACAAUAGCAUUAAGUUACGACCAUCUACCUCUCCACUUGAGAGAGUGCUUUCUCUAUCUGGGAGGGUUUCCAGAAGACUACCGGAUCUCUUCACUAUGGUUGCUUUGGAUAUGGAUGGCUGAGGGAUUUAUACAAGAAGAUGGAAGUCGAAGUUUGGAGGAAAUUGCGAACAGUUACCUGAUGGAUCUAGUUGACAGAAAUCUUAUCAUGGUAGAAAAAUGGUAUAUUUCAGGUGAUGUCGAAGUUUGUAAAGUCCAUGAUCUUGUGAGGCAGCUAUGUGUGGAAAAAGAAAAAGAAGAAAAAUUCUUCCUGAAAACAGACUGGCCACCAUCUAAUCGUCUUUUUGAGGUAAUUACCACACAUAAGCAACGUCGUGUGAUCACAAAUCAAAAAAUCGACAUUGUGAGUUUGUCCCGUUCGUCCACCCCAAGUAUUCGAUCGCUUUUGUGCUAUCAUACAAGAUCAUCCUUCAUUUACCAUAUUGCAGAGUUUUUCCGUUCCUUUGCACUCCUUAGGGUGUUAAGUCUAGAAAAAUGUGAAUUGAUUAAUUUUCCCCUCAGUUUAGCAUUACUUGUUCACUUAAGGUUCCUAGAAAUUUGGCUGUCAUCAUUCCCACCAUCAAUAUGCAAUUUAUGGAAUCUUCGAACCCUCAUUAUUAGAACAAGUUCUAGUUCUAUAAUUUUACCUAGUAACAUAUCAGAUUUGGUGAAUCUGAGGCAUUUAGGGAGUAACGCGGAUCUUUAUCUUCCUUCUAUUGAAAAACCGAUGAAAUUGGAAGUUAUUUCGAAUGUGGAGUUGGGAGAUGGAGUAGAUAAUUUUCACAAAUGUUUUCCCAGGAUCAAGGAACUUGCAUCUACUCUUUACUCUGAUGAGGAAAAUGACUUUGAAGUACUCCAUUACCUUCAAAUAUUGAUGUUAAUCGGGUCGGGCUACAGCAGAAGGAGAUCAGUUGAGCAAGAAUUUGUCAGAGGUGAACCAAACUUGGGAAAGAAUAACAUUAGAUUCCCUGCAACACUGAAAGUACUUACACUUGAAAGGUGUGGUCUACCGUGGAGCGACAUGUCGAUCAUUCAGUCAUUACCAAAUCUUGAGUUUCUUAUAAUAAAAGACAAUGGCUUUGAGGGAACCCUGUGGGAAACAGGUGAGGAGCAGUUUCAGCGACUAAAGUUCUUGAGACUCGAAGAGUUAAAUAUCAAACAAUGGGAAGCCUCAAGUAUCAACUUUCCAUGUCUCGAAGAAUUAGAGGUGGUGAAUUGUGUUGAUCUUGAAGAGAUAUCCCUUGAAUUAGGGGACAUCUCAACGCUUAGUUAUAUUGACGUUUUAAAUUGUGGUGCUUCUCUUCUUGAAUCCCUGCGACAAUUUCGACAGGAGCAAGAUGACAUGGGAAACUAUGAACUGAAGAUCAUAGUUAAUGGAAGGAAAAUGUCCUCUUGUGUGCCCGAGAAUGAUGAUUAAUACAUUUUACUUCACACCAUGAAUGUUUAGUACAUAAUUAGUUGGUCUGUUUGCUACCUAGUACAAUGUCUGUUGGUAUUCUUUACCCAAAUUUUGGUAUUGUUCAAUUUAUUUUUUUUCUCACCUGGUUGAAUCUUUGUUUUAGUCAAGUCUUCUUAGAUGAGUUAGGACCGAAAGAAUAUGGCAAUCUGGCAUUAAUUGUCUUGUAUGGGAAAAUAUUUACCAUGAUCAAGCAUCCCUUUGGAAUACCUGUUUCAGUUA
Messenger RNA from Lactuca sativa (garden lettuce), 3013 nucleotides. RefSeq names its product putative late blight resistance protein homolog R1A-3. Gene Ontology annotation, biological process: defense response to other organism. Gene Ontology annotation, molecular function: ADP binding. The record is from RefSeq and is a predicted model, not a curated record. NCBI's taxonomy places the organism in Eukaryota, Viridiplantae, Streptophyta, Magnoliopsida, Asterales, Asteraceae.